UCUAAACAACCAACAAGUCGAAUAACUCUACUGCGAUAUACCCUCACAGGGCACAAUGGCAGCUAGAGCUUCAUCCGCGCUUCCAGGCGCUCGAAUGAUUCGCAGACAAACAAGACAAUCCAACAGCUCACUGCUCCCCUUUCUGUACCAAACCCAAACACUCCAGCAAACCGUUUCAAGCGCAGGCCGGGCUUCAAUCCAAUUCUAUCACUCCUCCAAUUCUCCCCACGCCGCUCGGUAUCGCCAUCGACCACACGGCAAUCGUCACUCUCAAUACGAAGAAGAGGAUGAUCUUGAAGACAUUCCACUAGUUGACGCGCCUGCCCCCGAGCCCAGUGAAACCCAACCCAAACCCACCUCUACUAUUACCCCUUCCGAGCGAGCCACAUUCGCCCGGCUCUUUGACGAUCUUGCGAAUGAUUCUUCCCCAUACUCUGCCUCAUCUUUGGAGAAGCCAGAUCUUCUCCAACCAAGAGGCGAAGUUCGGUCUAUCCUCUACAAUGCGCUGGACAGGCAAUCUGAAUCGUCACAUCGAGCGGGACCUCGAUCAUCGUCUCGAAGAACAGACCACACAUCGUUCCAGCGUUUGAGGAAACGUUCCGAUGACAAUGAACAAAUUGACGAGGCCAUCUCACGCUACCCCGAAUCUCUCCGCAUGGCCGCGCAGACUGCAUUUGGCGUCAUUCAGCAACGCCAAGAGCACUCUCGUGGAGUCAGUCCCGAAAGUAGUGGAACCAGUGGCACUGAUGCAACGACUGCAACCACACCAUCUCCUUCCGGAGGAACGGCGGCGGCCGAGAAUGCGCCUCUUGAUCCAUUCACUCAGCUCCAACAGCAAGAACUCCACCGCGUCGAAGCGCUUCUGCACGCUGCCCAGACCGACAUGGAGCUGUGGGAAGUCUUGCAAAAGGAGGUCUUCUCCAUGGUCAGCAAGAUUGACAUUGGUGCCGAGGAGAAAAAGUUGCAGGAUGAGCGAAAAGCUCAAAAGGCCGCUGCCGCAGCCGCCAGAAAAGCCGAACGCGAAGAGCGCAAGAGGCUGAAGGAGCAGGCCAAAACCUCCUCUUCCUCUGCUCCUCCUCCCGCAGACUCUUCUUCCAAUCCCUCUUCCAACCCCCCUUCUCCUUCCCCUCCCUCCUCCGCCCAAGCGCCAUCCAUCCCCCUCAUCCCCAUCGCCGCACUCAACUAUCCCUCUCACCUCCUCCUCGCACUGCGCAUCCUGCGGCACUCCUUCCCUCGCUCUUCUCUCCCGUACGCGCUUCUCCCCGCCAUCAAACACCUCGGCGACAUUUCCUUUAUUCUCGGCGCAUCCACGGCGCUCUACAACGAACUCAUCGCCAUCCACUGGCACAAAGACGCCGACUAUCACGCCAUCAGCGACCUCUUGGCAGACAUGCAGGCCCGGAAUGUCGAGUUUGAUGCCGAAACGCUGAGUAUCCUCCUCGCCAUUGAAAAGGACUCGAUUGAUCCUAUCCGACGCGGACUCAAGGGCCAGGCCCUCGCCCAGGUCUAUCGCAUGCAGAGCGUCAAGACGGGCACGAGUAAAGUCCUGAGGUGGAAGGAGAAAGUCAGGGCGAAGCUGUAUGAGCGUGCGCUUAAAGAGGCGCGUGUCAAGGAGGAGUAUGGGGCUUUUUAAACGAAUAGAUUACGUAUCUCUUCCUUUAAAGAACCUUUCUUCUUUUUUUUAUUUUUACUUUUAUUUACAACUUCUGUGUCUUCUUCUCUUGAUUGUCAGAGUCUUGUGCACGGCGUGAGAAGUGUAUAGGUGUGUUUCCAAAGAAACAAGGAGAACAGAUGGAAGAGUAGGAUGUGUUUGACUAGAGGAUAUAAAUGUAGCCGUUGGAUGGAUAUACAUACAAUGUAUUAUAUAUUCUAAGAGGUUAAUUACACGGAGUAUAACUACAAAAGAAGAGAUGGAAGGGCGAUGCAUAAAAAAUACAACAAGGUACUAUAAAUACAUCGUAAAUGUAAACACUAUAUCAA
Molecule: messenger RNA, 1980 nt
Organism: Xylona heveae TC161
Lineage: Eukaryota; Fungi; Ascomycota; Xylonomycetes; Xylonales; Xylonaceae
Exons: 1
Coding region: 56-1633 (525 amino acids)
Cellular component (GO): mitochondrion
Source: RefSeq, a predicted model, not a curated record